This is a messenger RNA of Drepanopeziza brunnea f. sp. 'multigermtubi' MB_m1, 1185 nucleotides long. RefSeq lists its product as uncharacterized. The record is from RefSeq and is a predicted model, not a curated record. Gene Ontology annotation, molecular function: histone binding; chromatin binding. Gene Ontology annotation, biological process: nucleosome assembly. Gene Ontology annotation, cellular component: chromatin; nucleus. NCBI's taxonomy places the organism in Eukaryota, Fungi, Ascomycota, Leotiomycetes, Helotiales, Drepanopezizaceae.
AUGUCUGAGAUUCCUAAGAAGCAGACCCAAACCGCCCCCACGCCUCAAAAUACGCCCUCCAACAAUGCUCCCAUUUCAUCUCACGCCCAGCAGCCUGGUGUAGGCACAAUCAAAGAGGAGGAGUUUGACCGUAACGCAGCCGCCUCAAUCUUCGCCCAAAAUCCCAAGCUCGUUCAAAUGAUUCAAGGCAAACUCGGUUCCCUCGUCGGUCGUUCUUCAGGCUACGUCGAGUCCCUCCCUGCUCCUGUGCGCCGUCGCGUUGCAGGCCUUAAGGGCGUGCAGAAGGAGCACUCAAAGCUCGAGGCCGAGUUCCAGGAAGAGGUGUUGGAGCUAGAGAAGAAAUACUUCGCCAAAUUUACUCCCCUCUACCAAAAGCGAGCCACCAUCGUCAAUGGUGCUGCUGAGCCAACGGAGGCCGAGAUCCAAGCCGGAGAGGAAGAUGACGAGGAGCAGAACGAGCCUGUUGAGAAGUCAGAGGAUACAUCCGACGUUAAGGGCAUUCCCGAGUUUUGGCUGUCUGCAAUGAAGAAUCAAGUUUCUCUCGCUGAGAUGAUUACCGACAGAGAUGAGGCUGCUCUCAAGGAUCUAACCGACGUCCGCAUGGAGUAUCUUGACAAGCCCGGCUUCCGUUUGAUCUUCGAGUUCGCCGAAAAUGAGUUCUUCUCCAACAAGCUUAUCACAAAGACCUACUUUUAUCAAAAUGAGAGUGGCUACGGAGGAGAUUUUAUCUACGAUCAUGCCGAGGGCGACAAAAUCGACUGGAAGGCUGGCAAAGACUUGACCGUGAGAAUCGAGAGCAAGAAGCAGCGCAACAAAAACACUAAGCAAACCCGGGUUGUCAAGAAGACGGUGCCCACCGAGUCCUUCUUCAACUUCUUCUCGCCACCGAAGGCCCCAACUGACGACGACGACGAUGAUGCCGCCAGUGACAUCGAGGAGCGGUUGGAACUGGACUACCAAUUGGGAGAGGACAUUAAGGAGAAGUUAAUUCCCCGUGCUAUCGAUUGGUUUACUGGAGAAGCUCUUCAGUUCGAGGAGUUGGAUGAUAUGGAGGAGGGUGACUUUGAGGAUGAGGACGAUGAUGAGGACGACAUCAGUGAGGAUCACGACGAUGAUGAUGAGUCGGACGAGGAUGACGACCCCGCGAAACCCAAGCAAGAUGCCGCUGAGUGCAAGCAAAGCUGA